AUGAUGUUCAUGAUGGAGCAGUAUGCCAACAAUUUGGAGAAACUGGUAGCUGAACGAACGGGAAUGCUCGAAGAAGCAAAUAUCCGAGCUGAUAAAUUGCUCUCCCAACUACUGCCACCAUACGUUGCGAAUGAGCUGAAGCUGGGGCGAUCAGUUCCGCCAAGAUUAUUUGAAAUGGCAACAGUGCUAUUUUCGGAUAUUGUCGGCUUCACAACCAUCUGUUCUGCUUCAACGCCACUCGAAGUGGUCACUAUGCUAAAUGGCUUAUACAAAGGAUUUGAUGAAUGCAUCACCCGUUACGGCGCUUACAAGGUUGAAACAAUCGGCGACGCAUACAUGGUUGUUUCCGGGAUUCCUGAAGAAAACGGAACUAAACAUGUUCAGUGUAUAGCUGAUGUAGCGCUCGAUAUGAGGGAAUAUUUGCAAGACUACCGCGUGCCACAUCGACCCGAAAAGCUACAGUGUCGUUGGGGUUUUCAUACAGGCCCUGUUGCUGCCGGAGUUGUUGGACUGACCGCACCUCGCUACUGCUUGUUCGGUGAUACGGUUAACGAAGCAUCACGAAUGGAAAGCACAGGACUACCCGGAAAGAUACAAAUCAGCUCGGAAGCAAGAAACUUUCUGCUUAUUCAUUAUCCACUUUAUAUUUGCCAAGAACGUGGAAAAGUUGAAGUUAAGGGCAAAGGAUUGCUUCUCACUCACUGGCUGGAAAAGAAAUCGAGCAAUCAAGUACCAACACUUAAUAUACCUUUGUGA
Messenger RNA from Gongylonema pulchrum, 756 nucleotides. The record is from the annotation of a GenBank genome assembly. Lineage: Eukaryota; Metazoa; Nematoda; Chromadorea; Rhabditida; Gongylonematidae.